Molecule: messenger RNA, 2232 nt
Organism: Vanderwaltozyma polyspora DSM 70294
Lineage: Eukaryota; Fungi; Ascomycota; Saccharomycetes; Saccharomycetales; Saccharomycetaceae
Exons: 1
Coding region: 1-2232 (743 amino acids)
Cellular component (GO): nucleus
Molecular function (GO): DNA binding
Source: RefSeq, a predicted model, not a curated record
AUGCUUUCUAUGGAACACAGAUAUAACAUCUGUUUGAUGGCAGAGAAACAUCCCAAAUGGACUCAAUUGGAUUUGGCUAAAUGGGCUUAUGAAACCUUCCAAUUACCUAAGAUUCCUUCGCAAGGUACAGUGUCAAGACUAUUAGCUAAAAAGGACUUUUAUAUGAAGACAAAAGCUCAUGAAAAGGAUGCAAAUAGAUUGAGAAAACAAAAUAACUUAUUGGUUCAACGUAUUUUGCAAGAAUGGAUUUCACAAAGUAUUUGGAAUAAUAUUCCAAUGAGUACUCAUAUUAUGCAACGUACUGCUCAAGCCAUCUGGUUAGAAAUUCCUGCCAGAUUUAGAGAAGGUUAUGGUAUAUUAAAUACAAGGUGGAUUAAUAAUUUUUUAAAUAAAAUGGAUUUGAAUUCAACGAUGUUGGAUGGUAAAGUUUUGAAGGCUCCGAAAGUUUGGACUUUUGAAGAAAGAACAGGUAUUAAAAGUUUUUUAGAAAAUGUUCCCCAGAAUGACAUUUUUACCAUUAAUGAAACUUUCUUAGCUUAUAAUUUACCAUUGGAUUAUGCACAAUAUGAAUCUAGUAGAAUACAAAGUAGAAUUGAAAUAAUUACCGUAAUGCUUUGUUCGAAUUUAACUGGUAGUGAAAAAUUAAAUCCUUUCAUUAUUGGUCGUUAUAAUAAUUACAGUAGUUUCAGAAAUCAUUUCCCCGAUAUCCCAACUGAUAGAACAACCUCAGAGGCUCAUUUAGGUGAUAGAAUGGCUCAGAAAUUCGGAGUAGCUUAUAAAAGUAAUAGAAAAUCUCUAUUAACAAGCAAUUUAUUUCAUGAUUGGUUGGCAAGAUGGGAUAAAAGACUGGUUGCCAACAAUAGAAAAGUAUGGAUUGUUUUAGAUGAUUCAUGUCCUCAUAGGAUUAUAAAUUUACAUUUAAAAAAUAUUCAAUUAGUUUAUGCUACAAGCAAUUCGUGUUUUUUACCAUUUAAUUGGGGGAUACUUGAUGAAUUUAAAAUUAGAUAUAGAAUUCAACAAUAUAGAGCUUUGAUAGAUUUGCAGAAAAAAAUUCAAAAAAAGGAAAAUAAAAAUAUUAUCAUCAGUUUCGAACAGAGUGAGUUAACGAUGUCUAAUGCAUUUAAAUUUAUAAAGAAAGCCUGGAAUGAUAUCCCUGUAGAAUCGAUUAAACGUAGUUGGAAAUGUUCAGGAUUGCUUCCCACUUUCGUCAUGGAUAAUGAAUUUGGAAAGGGAGUGUCAUUCAAAAAAAAUGAACAAUUGGAAAGAGAUUUGGCAGAAGUAUGCCAUAAUUUCAAUUGUUUAAAAAAAUGGGAUUAUGAGAAACUUAUAGAUCUAAACUUAGAAAAUAAAUACAGAAAUUUAUUAAACUUGCACGAAUUAAUCGAAGGGGCUAUUGUCGAUGAAUUUGAGCCAGAAUUCCAGCUUCCCAUCAAGAAUGAUAGUUCUAACGAAGAUUCUAGUUCAGGUCUCCCGAAUAAAUCAUCAUCAAAGAGUCAAUCAAGUACGUCACUUGGAGAUGAAGUCGCAAAUUCAUUAGAUAUAUGGGACAACUGGAACCAAGACGGUUAUGAGGUUGGGUUUGAUCAGUUUUUCUCCACCAAUACUAACAAUUCGAAACAAAAUAAAUUAUUUAAUGUUAGUACAUUGAUAGACAAUCCUGAUCUAUUUUUAAAUCAGUUUGACUUGUCAUUUAACGUUUCCCCCUCAGAAAGGUCUACUACUGCGGAAGACAUGCUGUUGGAAAAUCUACAAAAUAAUAAUACAUUUUUAGUAAAUGGUAGUUCUAAAACUCCUUCAAAUCAAAUGGAAAUUCAAAACUCCAACUCAAAUGACAUUAAUAAUGGUGUCUUGGACGACGUUGAGAUAGAUGAAAAACUAAUUUCCGACAUUUCAUCCAAAUUUGCAAGUUACGAUGUAGAGCGAGCACUCUCCAAUAACAGUGUAACAGAUAUGUCAAUGGAUGAAGAUAUCCAGAAAGAUGAGAAGCUAUUACAAUACUUACAAGAGGUAUUGAAGUACGCUAUAGAAAAUAGAAGAUUAUCAUUCUCGAAAAGUUCAAUUAAAGAAAUCAAUUCCAACAUCUCGAAAUUACAGGGAAGGGUAAACAAGAUGAGAAAUAUAAAUAAUAAUGGUUACCAAACUCAAGUAGAUAAUACUAACUAUAUGCAGCAAUAUUUUGAUCACCCUGGUGGUGUUCAAACUAACUCUAGUGACAAUGGAAUUCAAUUUUAA